AUAGAGUGUUAGGUUAUCCGGUUAAAUUUUUAGUGGUCAUAGUGAAAGUAACUAUAAUUAUAGUAAAAUGUCAGUGAUACCGCUUGAAUCCAAUCCUGAAGUGAUUAAUAAGUUCUUACUGAACAUAGGCGUGCCAGAGAAAUGGCAAGUUACCGAUGUUUACGGGUUGGAUGAUGAUAUGUUGGCUGUCGUGCCGCAACCAAUUGUUUCUCUGAUGCUCUUAUUUCCCACUUCAAAGAAUUACGAAGAUCAUUGUGUAAAAGAGAAUGCAAACAUUGAAGAAAAGGGACAGAAAACUUCCUCAAAUGUAUAUUACAUGAAACAAUACCUGCAUAACGCGUGUGGAACUGUAGCUAUUAUACACAGUGUGGCAAAUAACCUGGGUAAAAUUCAGCUAACGGAUGGCUGCCUCAAAGACUUCUUGUAUAGUUCUACAAAUUUAUCUCCUGAAGAACGUGGAGAACUGUUACAAAAGCAUGAAGGGAUCUUGGAAGCUCACAAGGCAGUAGCCAGCGAAGGUCAGACAAGUGCACCUCAAUCAGACGAAGAGGUGGAUUACCACUUUAUAGCUUUUGUCUGUAGGGAUGGAGAACUUUAUGAAUUGGAUGGUGAAAGGCCAUUUCCAAUUGCUCGUGGACCCUCUUCACCAGAAACUUUGUUAAAAGAUGCUGCGCAAGUUGUCAAACAGUUCAUGGCAAGAGAUCCUGACAAUGUUCGCUUCUCAUUAAUGGCCCUCACAUCUUCUAGUGAUUAAUUGCUGUAUUGCACCAUGUUCAAAAUCUUGAUUUCACUGAGUUGCCACACGAAUGCUCAAAGCAGCCCUCCCUCGUCAGCCAGAGACCACCACUGUGAUCUGAUCGGACCGCCACACCCUGUGUCUAACCUGCGACCCUUCCACUUUUAUAUUCCUGAUAAUGAGAGCCCCAUCGAGACACAGUUCAGGUUAAAACGCCAGGAAGUGCAGCAGUGGAAUCAGGACUUUUGGACAGAACAGAAUAUUAAAUUUGUCAAUGAACGGAAAGAGUUCAUGGCAACCCACCAAAGAGAGGGAGAUUCUUCACUCAGCGCUGACGAGAUGUCAGUGUUCUACAAAGCCUUUCUGGACAAGAACUGGAAGACACACAUGGAGUAUAACCUGGAUUGGUACCGAAGGAACGCGCAGUUGAUCCUUCUCCACUUGCGGGUCAAGGUGGCUCGGCUGCUACGCCCACACAGGGCUGUCCGAGAAGCACAGAAGUGAUUCUUUUGGCACGAAUUUCUUAUUUGCGUAGUAAUUACUCGUACCUGAAAGUAGGGAUCGGUGGGGACCCUGAUUUCUCGUGGUUAGCACAAAAUUACCUAAUAUCUGAUCUGUAGCAAAUAAGUCUUGAGCGUUAUUUUGGGCAUUUAAACAAUUAAAUAGAUAUAAUUUAUUUAUACAACGCAAAAAUGUUGUUCAGUUUACAAAGUAGUCAAUAAAUUUUCUGUAGCAACAUCGUACCUCAGUUCGUUUAGCAUCCAUCCUUAAUAUUUAACAAAAUAAAUAUUUAAAGCAUAAUGCUGCCAUUUUGAGUAAAAAUUUUUAUUCAGAGUACCUUGUGAAAGUUAAACCAAAUACUGUUAUCAAUAUAUCAAAUGUAAUUGUAUAAUACAAUCAGUAUCAGUGUAUGUGUGACGAUAAGAUACCUUAAAUAGUUGUUUUAUUGUGAAAAUUGUAAAUAGACAGUGAAAUAAAUUAUUUUUAUUUGGG
This is a messenger RNA of Homalodisca vitripennis (glassy-winged sharpshooter), 1729 nucleotides long. RefSeq names its product COA8 family protein CG14806, mitochondrial (gene Coa8). The record is from RefSeq and is a predicted model, not a curated record. The transcript is spliced from 3 exons. NCBI's taxonomy places the organism in Eukaryota, Metazoa, Arthropoda, Insecta, Hemiptera, Cicadellidae. The coding region runs from base 770 to 1240 and encodes 156 amino acids. Gene Ontology annotation, cellular component: mitochondrion. Gene Ontology annotation, biological process: intrinsic apoptotic signaling pathway.